AUGCUUCUGCUGUCCACUUCAGAUCCACCGGCCGCGUCUCAAUCCGCACACUUUUCACAGCAGCUGAAAGUCGGAGAGAAACGUCUGUGUGCGGAUGACGUGGAGAUGGACUCGGAACGUUCAGACCUGCUGGCUGCGUUCACACGUUUACACUCCGGACUCGUUCCUGCGAUGAGCGCCGAGGAACUCGCCCGUCGUAUCUCAUCGCUCAUGCACGCGUCCUCUCAGACUUCAGUACAGGCUCGGGGUGCGAGCAGUGACGACCUCGAGGUGACGGGUUUGUGCCUCACGCUGCUGUUUAAAAUCGUCUCUAAAUGUUCCUCCAGAGAUCUUCCGCCUGAUGCGUCCAUGUUUUAUCACCAGACCUUAAUGAGACUCCUGGAAGCUGCUGACUUUGCUGAAUGUCUGGUGGAUUUGCUGAGCUGUGGGGACAGAUUAUUAUCUCAUCUUGCUGCCAAGUGUGUGUCGUCUUCUAUCAUCUACAGCGUCUGUAAGCAGGGGGACAGUGGGGGGGUCUGGAGCUCCUUCACCAAACGUUUUCAGAACUGGGCUCGGCUCGGCGCCCCUGACACGCCCCUCUGGGUUCUGACCCAGGUGAUUAAAUGGAUCCUGCGGGGCGACGCCGGAAAUAAAGCGGAGAUCCUGAGGAACGUUCUCGCUCCGUUCGAGGCGACCAUCAGUUCCAUGUUCUCAGAGCUUCUCGUCCAGGAUGAACAUCUGAGCGCUGGAGGCUCCACCGCCGACCUCCAGACGCUCCUGUGUGCUCUGUUGGACCUGAUGGAGGUUCUCACGGCCGCCAGGACGAGACACGGACUCUGCUCGUCCAUCCAGAGCCUGACGUUCCUCCGGACCUCGGCGCUCCUCCGCCUGAGCCGCUGCCACACCGCGGCGUUCGUGAGGAGGCGAGCGCUGCUCCUGAUCAAACGGACUCUUCUCCAGAAAGCCGGAGACGACCUGGGUCUGGACGGAGCUCCGCCCGCUCCGUGUGACCGUCGGUACGCGGCGGAUCUGCUGGAGAUGGUCCACGCCGUGCUGCGGGAGGUGGGUGCCGGGUGGCUCCAGGAGCUUCACGUGGAACCCAGAGCCGGAUGUUUCGGCGGGAACAGAGACACGCCCGCGGGCGGAGCAGAGACGGAUCUGGUGACGCUCCGGGCCGUGAGUCUGAUCAUCAUCAAGAGUCUGGAGAUCCAAACACAGCACAGAGGAUCUGAAGGUUCUCAUGAGCUCCUGGAUGUUCAGCAGCAUCUCCUCAAGCUCCUGGAGUUCCUCCAGCAGAAGGGACUUCAGGUGGAAUCAGGUCCACAGCGCUGCUCCUGGAUCUUGGCGGUGUUUGCAGAGCAGGACGACGACCUGAUGGAGUCGCUGAAAGCUCUGAGCGCUCUGUACUCACAUCGGAGACGUUGGAGCUGCUCUGAUGUGGAGGUGUGUAACUGGGGCUGUAACCCUCACUGCCACUUCAUCCUCCUGCUCCAGAGUCUCUCCUUCGACCACACCGUCCUGCUGGACUUCCUCAUCUCUGCUGAGACCUGCUUCCUGGAGUACCUCGUCCUCUACCUCAAACAACUCCGGGACCGCUGGCAGGACUUCUGCAGCGCCUGCGCUCGCAUCCAGGGUUCAGAACGGACGUCCAGGAGCUCUGAGACCGGGACCUCGGGAGGAUCUCGGGGAGCGUCGGUUCCUCCUCGAGCUCAGGCUGCUCCUCUGGUGGAUUAUGAGAGCUCAGAGGAGGAGGAGGAUCAGGAAGAGGAGGAGGACAGGAACCAGACAGAACUUCAGACCAGGAGCAGAGCUGAGGAACCUGUACCUGAGAGGAGCGUGGAGGAGAUCAGCUCUGAUUCCUCUGGUUCUCUGAUGAUGAGGAUCAUGUGGAGUCUGGCUGAACUACAGACUGUAAUUAUCAGACUGGACAGCAGGGGGCUCUUCCCCUACACGCCCACCUCACUGCUGAAACUACUAGCAGCCGUACAGGAGAAGGGUUCCGGUUCUGCUGCCCAGUCUAGAACUAGUGCUGGUGUCCAGUCUAAAACCAGUACCAGUCUCUAAUGUAAAACCAGUAAGAGGAGGAACAGUAAUGAGAGAUGGUUUGUGCAGCUGUAUGUAAACUUUUGACCUCCUGCUGCUGUUUGUGAUGACGAAAUAAAUUUAUUGCUUCAUUUUUUUUACUUUUAGUUGCUGUAAAUAAAUGAGAUGAAUCAGAA
Molecule: messenger RNA, 2198 nt
Organism: Trichomycterus rosablanca
Lineage: Eukaryota; Metazoa; Chordata; Actinopteri; Siluriformes; Trichomycteridae
Gene: lins1
Product: lines homolog 1
Exons: 8
Coding region: 1-2043 (680 amino acids)
Source: RefSeq, a predicted model, not a curated record